This is a messenger RNA of Arachis ipaensis, 1241 nucleotides long. RefSeq names its product ethylene-responsive transcription factor ERF060. Gene Ontology annotation, biological process: regulation of DNA-templated transcription. Gene Ontology annotation, molecular function: sequence-specific DNA binding; DNA-binding transcription factor activity. The record is from RefSeq and is a predicted model, not a curated record. NCBI's taxonomy places the organism in Eukaryota, Viridiplantae, Streptophyta, Magnoliopsida, Fabales, Fabaceae. Gene Ontology annotation, cellular component: nucleus.
UAGUAAUUGGGGCAAGUGUGAGAGAAAAGUUGGGGGUGGACCAUGGACAUGUUGGGUAAAUUACUUGUAUACGUGUGGUGUUGUGAUUGGAUGGAGAGGCAUAAUUGAAGUUGACGAGGCAAGUGAUGGAUAUAAAAGGGAAGAGGGGUUGAUGAGCAACGUGCAAGAGAGGCGAAAGAGCAGUCCAAAAACCGAGUGAGUAUGGAUCGGUACAGCAGCAUCUCAGGGGAUUAUUUGUUAGAUCCUCAUAAUGAAGAGCUGAUGAAAGCACUUUACCCUUUUCUCCAAAGUGUUUCUUCAUCGCCACCAGCUUCCUCUCCUCUUCCAAACCUCUUCUCACCCUCUUCCUCCAUAGGCCUCAAGAAACUCACCCCAACACAAAUCAUCCAAAUCCAAGCGCAGUUUCAACUUCGCCAACUUCAACAGCAACAACUUAUGUCUUCCACAUGUGUCCAACACAGCAACCAAAAGCACCUUUCCCCAAAGGGGGUCCCCAUGAAGCACGUGGCCACCACCCCAACCAAAGCCACAAAGCUUUACCGCGGUGUUAGGCAAAGACACUGGGGGAAGUGGGUGGCGGAGAAGCUUCGCGGUGAAUUCGCACGCCUCAAUUUCCCUCACCUUAAGCACCAUGGCACCCGCGUCUUCGGUGAGUUUGGUGAUUACAAGCCUCUCCCUUCUUCCGUGGAUGCUAAGCUCCAAGCCAUUUGCGACAAGUUGGCUCUUUCUCAGAAACAGGAGCCAUGCCCCUCUCUUAUGAAGGUGGAGCAAGAUCAAGUGCUUUAUCCUGAGCUGGAGGAGUUUAAGGUGGAGUCGGAUGAAUCAUGUGCAGGAUCGUCCUCCCCUGAAUCGGCUGCGACCACUCUUUUUGAUUUCUCGGAUUGUUGCAAGUGGGAGGAACCGGUGAGUUUUGGCUUGGAGAAGUUCCCCUCCGUGGAGAUUGAUUGGGCAGCCAUAUGACUCACCAUCUUGUGUGUCUGUGUGUGUUAAGUUAUUAUCCUUUUGGGCAGCUUCUGCAAUCAAGUUUUUGGCAUUUGCAGACAUGGUUGUUGCCGUAUUUUAGGGCUCUUGGUUUGCGGGUGCUUUUUUUUCCUUGCAUAACCAUGGGACCUUUGUAAUCUUAUCUACUCUGCUUGUUCAAAAUGUAAUUAAACCGUCUUCCAAUACAUCAAGUUAUCCUAAAUCCGUGGGCAUUUUAUUUUUGGUACAGUUUGAUACGUAAUAAACUUUAAUUUAACUUA